CUGAGUUAGAAAUACGAGAUUUUUUCUCAAAUUCUAGCGUCUUGAAGACGGCUAUAAAGUAUGGGAUCCCAGAAUUUGUACUAGAGUGUGUUGACAAAUUUCCAUUCCUAAUCAGGUUAUACAUUGGGGAACAAAAAAUGAUACAAAUGGCUAUUGAAGAACGAAAUAAAACUAUUCUGUAUCUCAUUUGUGAUAGAUGCCGUGAGGAUAACAAGAUCAAUUUACUUUCUUUAAGAGAUAAAGGGAAUAACACUAUCCUGCACUAUGCUGCCAAGUUAGCACCUUCUCCUCAACUUAAUUCAGUGUCUGGUGCAGCUCUUCAGAUGCAACGAGAACUCCUAUGGUAUAAGGGGGUGGAAAGUUUGGUAUUGGAGCAAAAUAAGUUUAUGAGAAACAAAGAGGGAGAGACAGCUCAAUAUAUAUUCACAAAGGAACACAAGGAACUAAUGGAAAAAGGAGAGAAAUGGAUGAAAUAUACAUCCCAAUCAUGCAUGCUAGUGGCAACCCUCAUAACUACCGUAGCAUUUGCAGCUGCAUUUACUGUACCUGGCGGAAACAUAAGUGACAAAGAUAGCAGCAACAAUGGAAUCCCAGUUUUUUUUGGACCAUAACUCUUUUGUGGUCUUUGCAGUAGCAGAUGCCUUUGCUCUAUUCUCAUCCACCACAUCAGUGCUUAUGUUCUUAGCCAUAUCUAUGGCCUUACAUAUUUCGAGAAAGAAGACACAUUACAAGGCGAAAUACCAAGAAACAUAAGAAUAACUGAAGCCGAGAAUGACCAAUGAUAUACCUGAGUCGUUAUUUGGGGAUGUACAGCUGAAGCACCCCCAGGGAUUGAAAAUGUGCUGGCUGGUGCUUCAUUCCCGGCUGGUAGCCUUUACAAGGCAUUAAGACUCGUCAUAAACUUGACCAGUGGAUACUUCCGAAGGUGCUCAAGUGCUGUCGGCAAGUUCAAGUGCAGUUGAUGUGCGACAUGGAGGUGGAGGAAACUGAUUAUUUUUUAUUUAUUUUUACUGGGAAGCUCUAGAGUCGUUUCACUUGCAAUGGAAAGUUUGUCAAUAUUUAAUCUCCGGCAAAGAAAAAAACAAAAGCUUACAAAGUUUGUCCCAGUAUUGGUAAUGUUUACUUUUUUUCCACUGUCAUCUAUCAUAAAAUCAGGAAAAGCAAUAUAACCUGUAUUACAAUUUAGUAACAUUCAAAAAGAGAUCAUAAAAAAUGAUGCACAAAAGUAUGUAUUUCAGACAGACUGAUUAUUUUUCCGUUUUCCCUUUUGGUCCUAUAGUUUCCCAAAUCUACAUCAGGAUUUGACUCAAUGGUCACAAUUACUACUUCAAAAAAAAAA
Messenger RNA from Papaver somniferum (opium poppy), 1339 nucleotides. RefSeq lists its product as uncharacterized. Lineage: Eukaryota; Viridiplantae; Streptophyta; Magnoliopsida; Ranunculales; Papaveraceae. The transcript has 2 exons. Bases 138 to 611 code for a protein of 157 amino acids. The record is from RefSeq and is a predicted model, not a curated record.